CUCUCAGUCAGAGCGCGAUUUCUUACAGAUUUCUCGAGGAGGAGGAGUUCCAAGUUGUUAUUCCGAACACAAGCUCUGUAAAAAAUCUUCUAUGAUCUCGAAGGAGAGUUGCCGCAACGAGCUUCGUGCGGCUAUCCGACAGCUCAGUGACCGUUGCCUUUACUCCGCCGCCAAAUGGGCAGGAGAGCAGCUUGUGGGAAUAGAGCAAGACCCAUCAAAUUUUACACCUUCAAACACGAGAUUCCAGAGAGGAAGCUCGAGCAUCCGAAGACGGUUCCGCACCAAUGACAUCACUUCAACGCCAUCGCCUUCUGUUGGUUUGCCUUAUGUGUCUACUCCUCUCAUGGAGGAAGAUGAAGUGGUGGAUGGUGACAUUUACUUAUUGGCAAAGUCCUACUUUGAUUGUCGAGAGUACAGAAGAGCUUCCCAUUUGCUUCGUGAUCAAAUGGGGAAGAAAUCGAUGUUCUUGCGUUGCUAUGCCCUUUACCUGAGCUCAAGUUCCUGGGUGCCAAAAGGCAAUCCUAUACCCACAUCUAAACUAGAGAACCAGAGUCUGAGACUAAUGACGAAUGCAACACAUGUGGGAAAGAGUGAUGCUGUAAACCACGAACUAGUUCCUCUGGAGAGGGAAUUAUCAGGCCUGAGGAAGAAUGGUUCGAUCGAUUCUUUCGGAUUAUAUCUGUAUGGUAUGGUGCUUAAAGAAAAAGGGAAUGAAGGUCUUGCACGUGCCAGUUUUGUGGAGUCUGUGAACAGCUAUCCCUGGAACUGGAGUGCAUGGUCAGAGCUGCAAUCUUUGUGUACUUCGAUCGAAAUCUUGAAUAGCCUUAAUCUAAACAAUCACUGGAUGAAAGACUUCUUUCUUGCGAAUGUUUAUCAAGAGCUCAGAAUGCACAGUGAGUCCUUGGCAAAGUACGACUAUCUGCAAGGUACUUUCAGUUUCAGCAAUUACAUCCAAGCUCAAAUUGCAAAAGCCCAUUAUAGUCUUAGGGAAUUUGACCAGGUUGAAAUCAUGUUCGAAGAGCUUAUGAGAAACGAUCCUCAUCGUGUUGAAGAUAUGGACUUGUAUUCUAAUGUUCUAUAUGCAAAAGAAGCCUGUGCUGCAUUGAGUUACCUUGCACACAAGGUGUUUUUGACAGAUAAGUACAGACCCGAGUCUUGCUGCAUCAUUGGUAACUAUUACAGUUUAAAGGGGCAGCAUGAAAAGGCAGUAAUGUACUUCCGGAGAGCACUCAAACUGAACAAGAAGUACUUAUCUGCUUGGACACUUAUGGGCCAUGAAUAUGUUGAGAUGAAAAAUACACCAGCCGCCAUUGAUGCUUAUCGACGUGCUGUUGAUAUCAACCCAUGUGAUUAUCGAGCUUGGUAUGGUUUAGGACAAGCGUAUGAGAUGAUGGGCAUGCCUUUCUACGCGCUUCAUUAUUUCCGGAAAUCUGUCUUCUUUCUGCCAAAUGAUUCUCGGUUGUGGAUUGCCAUGGCUAAGUGUUACCAAACCGAGCAGCUUAACCUGCUAGAGGAAGCAAUCAAGUGUUACAAAAGGGCUGUGAACUGUAAUGACACGGAAGGGAUUGCUCUUAACCAGCUGGCAAAGCUUCACCAGAAGCUUGGGCGUAAUGAAGAAGCUGCAUUUUACUUCACGAAGGAUGUGGAGAGAAUGGACGCUGAAGGAUUAGAAGGGCCAAAUAUGUUUGAGGCUCUGGUUUUUCUUGCUACACAUUUCAAAACUCAAAAGAAAUUCGAAGAAGCAGAGGUCUAUUGUACACGUCUUCUAGAUUACAGUGGCCCGGAAAAAGAAAAGGCAAAGAGCUUACUAAGAGGGAUCCGGAUGGCGCAAACCGGUUUCCCAUCAAUGGAUGUAGAGCAUUUUCCUUUAUGAUGUUUGGUUUCCCAAUACUCAUGAAAGCUCUUGAGGGGAAUGUCUUCGAGCAGGUAAGGGCUUUGGGAUGUGAAACUGCGGUUUAACAUUAAUGGUUUAUUGAUGUCUUAGUGACAGUGGAUACUUCUCUGUUUGUAAACUUGUCUACAUAUAAAAGUAGCACAUAACAACCUCACGAAAAUUCCCCUUCUUA
Tarenaya hassleriana is the source of this 2066-nucleotide messenger RNA. RefSeq names its product anaphase-promoting complex subunit 8. Gene Ontology annotation, biological process: cell division. Lineage: Eukaryota; Viridiplantae; Streptophyta; Magnoliopsida; Brassicales; Cleomaceae. Bases 92 to 1873 code for a protein of 593 amino acids. The transcript is spliced from 4 exons. Gene Ontology annotation, molecular function: protein binding. The record is from RefSeq and is a predicted model, not a curated record. Gene Ontology annotation, cellular component: anaphase-promoting complex.